UUGCGAGCGUUACGGUUAUGUGAAGCGCGAAAAGCGGUGGAAAAUUCGUGAAAUCAUUAGCAAUAUUAUAUUAAGUAUUUGCGGUGCGGCAGACACGCGUCGCGUAAAGUGUUUAAAGUUGCGCGCUAUUGUCAACAUAACGGCAGCACUUGUGCGACAAUUUGCAGGCAAGUCGGUUGUGUGGUUAGUGGCACAAGUGGAAGUGCGUUUAUACAAGUGUCCAUGAUGGAAAGGCGUUUCUGCGAAUCGAACAAGUGAAAGCAAUUUCAAAGAAAAAUCGCCAAAAUGCUUUAACUCGCAAUAAAAACACAAAAGCAACAAUAGCGAUAUCGAGCGAAAAGAGCAAUUGGAAAGUGCAAUAAAAUAGAUGAAUGUAAAAUAUUGACACACAAAUAACAAUAACAACGAACGAACACGCAAAGUGCACAACAAUAAAAACAAGCGAGAAGGAAGCAAAAACAAAAAAUAAAUAUAAAAACAAUAACAAAGUAAUCGCAACAACACACAGCGCAGCAGCGCACAAACGCAGAAGGCGGAGAGCAGUGAGGAGAAGGCGAAGGAGGAGGGGCAAAAUGCCAAGAAUUGCAAGAAAAAUGGCGACCGCAACAAAAUUCGCCAUCGCGGUUGGCAACAUUCUCACAAUAUUUAUGGCAAUGACAAUGUAUUGUUGCCAAGUGGCUGGCCAUCCGCAGGCACAGCCACGGCCGCAACACCAAUCCGAAGCGCAACAACAGCAGCAGCACGUGCUGGCAACGCCACAGGCGACACCACAUAAAUACCAGCAAUUGCAAUAUCAAUUGCAACAACAACAGCAACAGCAAUAUGAAUAUCAGCAACAGCUGCAACAGCAAUUGCAAAAACAGCAGCAGCAACAGCAACAGCAGCAGGAAAAAUUGCUCUAUCAACAACAACACCAGCAACAGCAUAAAUACCAACACCAACAGCAACAAAUUGAGAAAAAGCACGAUGAGGGCAGUUAUGCGCAGGAGACGGAACGUGAGCUACAAAAACAACAGCAGCGUGCAACACCCACACAGAUUGUACGCGCCGGGGCUUCGCUGGUUGUCGGCGACGAAACCCAGUUAAACGAGCCCACAAACUAUCCUUACUACGGCGACACCUCUGGCAUAUUACCCGCAACUCCACGACGUCGACAAACGGCCAGCACAAGUCGCACACGCACGCGGCGCCCCACGAGCGCUAACGAUGACGGCACGCAACAGCAAUACUGGCGGGGUAGAGUUGACAACGAUAGCUCAGCAGACAAUGCUGCCACCCAAACACGUGAAGACACGCGCGCCAACAGUCGCAAGCGAAAGCAACCAGCUAUACGCGAACCGCAUGCCGCGCUGGAGAAGGAACAGCUAUUGUACGAAAUGCGUGACAAGCGACGGCAGGAGAACGCGCCAAAUGCGAACACACGCGAUAAAUCUUAUCGCCGUCCUUAUUCACAGGCUAAAAAGGAGGCUGAAGUGUCAACAGGCGACAAUGCAUCCGCGUCAAAUGUCAAAACGACGGUGGAUCUAAAGCAUAUACUCAAAAAUGCUGGCGGCUUGAGUUUGAGCGAGAUAUUGCAGCAAAAGAAUUUGUCGCUGGACGAUUUACUGAAAGGCAAACAGAACGCGCUCGAAGUGCUACAGAGCACAGCAGCAGCGCCAUCACCCUCGCCCACUAAAUUGGCGGAGAACAAGCCGGUUAAGCCGAUGCGUCGGCAGCCCUAUCUCGGUAGCAUAAAGGAUGGGCCUGUCGUUACAACACAACAAACGCAUGCUGCCGAUGAUUAUUUGGGCGCCGACCUGCGUGCAACACCGGAUGAUUCGGUUGAGAGCGCUGACACGCAACAACGAGGCAGAGUGAAGCUAGGGACAGUACAGCGUCUCAAAUAUUUCGGUAGCUCGACACGCGCAGCAACGUUGCAUUACGGUCACGCUGUCACAGGUAGCACAACAAGACGUGUGAGCCUGCCUGUGAGCUCUACAGCUGUUGCAAACACGACGACAACAACUACCACGCGCCUACCGAUUUAUAAGAAAAAUUUAAUGUUGCGCUCAACGCUAAAACCGACCUUUAUGCUAAAGAAUGUUAUGGCUUCUGAGUCUACUAGCGCGGAGUCCACAGCAAAUGAUAAACCAAUUUUUGAAGAAAAGUUGACAACAACUAUAAUCAACAAUAGGUAUAGAGAGCCCACAGAGGUGGCCAAUGAAGAGGAACAGGAGACGGCACAGGAAUUUGUUGCGGACGCCAAAUCUGUGGAGAAGGCAGGCGCGGCAGAGGAUACGACAGAUACCGAGGAACAGCAGGAGGAAGAGUACCUGCGCGAUGAGGAAGAGAGCGAUGUGCAAUCCACCAUCAAAGCCGACUACGAAGAACAGUAUGCGUCACGCGCCGACACCACAACUACAACGACCACCAUCACCACACCCAGCACAACAAACGCCACACGAAGCGCCACAACGAAACUCGUCUCAACUACGGCGAAAAGCCUGUUAAAAUCUACAACGCGCGUGAGCACAAGCAACGCGAUCUCGAAACCAGCAUCACGCGCGCAGCCCAACUUCAAAACGAACUCUAUAGAGUCGGAGGAGACCCGUGCGCACUCAACGAACGCAGACGCCCACGGCGACGGUCUCGAGAACUUUAUUGGCGCUCAAACCACGGUUAGUAGACAGCGCGAGAAGACAAGCAAAGCAGACGUAGAAAACAUAACGCCUCGCAUCGAUCACGUGAAGCCAGCUAUGGCCGGCGAAACGUUUGCUUAUCAAGACACCGUGCCCGAUUUCGAUGGCGUGGACGAUCGAACCGAUCUGCUAGAAUUAAUUGAAGAUAGGCGAUCCGGCAACCGGCUCUUUAAAGUUCUGGAACAGCGCAACAUGACGCUCGAGGAGCUUAUUGAACACCGCAAACGUGGUUCGAGCCAAUUGCACUUGGCGACGGUUGUGCAAAAUCGCUCGCGAUUUUUUCCCGGACAGAAGGUCGUUCUUCACGACAAUAUGGAUAUUGUUACAGCGUUUGAGAAUUUUCCACACUUCAACCUGAUGGACUUGAAAAGCGUCAAACCAGAUGACAUAAAGACGGACUCGCAGGGCGCCAGCUACUUUACAUCCAUUAUUGACAUCGAGCCGACGGACGAGAUCUACAAAGACGAAACCGCUGCUGGCAAAGGUUCGGCCAACCAUCAACAAUCGCAACGCACGGAAAAAUCAGUUGGUUUCUUCCCCUCUUGGAAAACCUUGGCGCUAGCCUCACUCGCCAGCAGUGCGCGCAGCGAUGCGUCUACCAAGCGCAACCCCUUCUUUUUGUCACCACCACAAAUGCUGCUCGAGAACACCUCCGCCGAACUGGAUGAGAGCGAUUUUUUAAUGGACAACGAAACAAAUACCAACAUAAACGCUGAGCCGCCACAACAGCAGGAGCUUACCGCCACGCAGCUACAGAGUGCCAGCAUCAUCGACACCGCGGAAGUCAUCGAGAAUGAAGUAGCGCGUGCGCAUGACUUGAUCGAUCUCGAGCUGUCCGGCCAUGGUUUCAAGCGCAGCCCCGCCGCAGCGGCGGUCUCUAUAGCGACGAGCCAAAAUAGCAUCUACAGCAAUAUGCCGGCGGGCAUACGCUCUGCCAUUGUAGCCAGCGCGGCGAUUGUGCUCACCUCGCUCGCCACCUUCAUGGUUAUAUUUGUGGUGUGUCGCUGGAAGCAGCGGCGUCAACGCAAAACCAGCUACACAAAGACAUACAAUGCUAUGAAGAGUAAAUUACCGACCAUAACGAACUCGUCGCAUCGCUCCUCCUUGCGGAACAUGGAAGAGCUGGUCGGCGGCGUGUCCACGGUGUCGGUGUCACCGGUACACCAGCUGCAGCGGCAAACUUCAUUACUGUUCCCACAACACUCGGGCAGCGGCAGCAUAGAUGUGGAAGAGCUAAGCGGCGGCGGCAGACGUAGCAGAGUUAUGCGCGGUGCGACGCGUGGUAGUUUAGGCAACAACGGUGGUAUGGGCAGCGCUACCGGCUCCACAACAUCGCUGGCGCUGUCGUUGCAGAGCGUGCACAACAGUUCUACAAACAAACUCAACACAAUGGAUCCGAACUCCCCCGAGGUGCAGGAGUAUCUGUUCGAUGCGUUGCGAAAGUCUUACUAAAUCAACGCAAGGUUUUAUUUGAUUUUUGCGCGAGGGAAUUAAAGAUUUUGGUAAUUUUGAAUAUUUGUAAACUGCAAAUUAUUUAAAAAAUUUUGAAAAUGGAGGGACAAAUACGAAACAUGUUGCCAAACAUAGAAAUACAAGAAAAUAGGCUUAAAGCGAUUAUGUAAAAAAAAGUGCAGAGAACGGUGAGAAUUUGUAAAUUAUAACACUUUUAUAACAAAGAAAAUGAAUAACCCUAAGAAGCAACCAACUUUUAUGCGUAGUGCGUAGAACAUACAAAUUUCUUUGGUAGCAUAUUAAAAGGUUUAAAAAUAAGAAAAACAUACAAUUUUUAAGCAGAACAAGUUGAAGUAUAAAAAUUUUUGAAACCUUAUAAUUAAGAUUAGCGCAAUUUUUACCCCAGUUAGCGCGUAAGAGUUCGAAAUUGGUUUAGCAUAGUUACACAAGCGGGUUUUAAGACAACAUAACGGUAACGUAAAUAAACUUAAAAAGGCGUGAAAAAAUUGUGAAAAAUUUUUAAUAAAAAAAAA
Messenger RNA from Bactrocera latifrons, 4663 nucleotides. RefSeq lists its product as uncharacterized. The record is from RefSeq and is a predicted model, not a curated record. NCBI's taxonomy places the organism in Eukaryota, Metazoa, Arthropoda, Insecta, Diptera, Tephritidae. The transcript is spliced from 5 exons. Bases 573 to 4130 code for a protein of 1185 amino acids.